Gastrolobium bilobum is the source of this 1992-nucleotide messenger RNA. Its product is annotated as long chain acyl-CoA synthetase 4-like. Lineage: Eukaryota; Viridiplantae; Streptophyta; Magnoliopsida; Fabales; Fabaceae. The record is from RefSeq and is a predicted model, not a curated record. The transcript has 19 exons. Gene Ontology annotation, cellular component: membrane; endoplasmic reticulum. The coding region runs from base 1 to 1992 and encodes 663 amino acids. Gene Ontology annotation, molecular function: long-chain fatty acid-CoA ligase activity. Gene Ontology annotation, biological process: fatty acid metabolic process.
AUGGAGGAAACAAGAUAUAUCGUUGAGGUUGAGAAAGCGAAGGAGGCCAAAGAUGGAAGGCCAUCCAUGGGCCCCGUUUACCGCAGCGUCUUUUCCAAGGAUCAUGCACAUCCUCCUCCCGUUGAUGGUCUUAAAACCUGUUGGGAUGUUUUCAGAAUGUCUGUUGAGAAAUAUCCAACAAAUCCAAUGCUUGGUUGCCGGGAGAUCGUGAAUGGGAAACCUGACAAGUACAAGUGGCAAACUUACAAAGAAGUGUACGACUUGGUGGUGAAGGUUGGAAAUUCCAUCCGCAGUUGUGGUUACGGGAAAGGAGUAAAAUGUGGUAUUUAUGGUGGCAAUUGCUCAGAGUGGAUUAUAAGCAUGGAGGCCUGCAAUGCGCAUGGACUUUACUGUGUUCCUUUAUAUGACACCUUAGGUGCUGGGGCAGUGGAAUUUAUUAUAUGCCAUUCAGAGGUCACACUUGCCUUUGCAGAAGAAAAGAAGAUACCUGAGCUAUUGAAAACAUUUCCAAAUGCAUCAAAGUAUCUCAAGACACUUGUGAGCUUUGGAAAUGUUACUCCGGAACAAAAGCAAGAAGUUGAAAAGUUUGGGUUGGCAAUAUAUUCAUGGGAUGAAUUUUUACAAAUGGGUCAAAAUAAGAGUUUUGAUCUUCCCGAACAAAAGGAAAGUGACAUCUGUACAAUAAUGUAUACGAGUGGAACUACUGGUGACCCCAAGGGAGUGAUGAUAUCCAAUGAGAACAUUAUUACACUCUUAGCCGGAAUUAAGCAUGUGCUGGAGAGUUGCAAUGAAAGGUUGCAUGAGAAAGAUGUAUACAUAUCAUACCUUCCUCUUGCACACAUCUUUGAUAGGGUCAUUGAGGAGGCAAUGAUAUGGCAUGGUGCCGCCAUAGGUUUCUGGCGUGGUGAUAUCAAAUUGUUACUGGAAGACAUUGGGGAACUAAAACCAACUAUUUUCUGUGUUGUUCCCCGUGUGCUUGAUAGAGUGUACUCAGGUUUGACACAAAAGAUUUCUACAGGAGGCUUCGUUAAACAGACAAUGUUCAAUUUUGCCUACUCAUACAAGUUACAUAACAUGAAGAGAGGGCAAAAACAUGUGGAUGCAUCUCCAUUAUUUGACAGAGUUGUAUUUAGUAAGGUAAAGCAAGGUUUAGGGGGUAAUGUACGUAUUAUUUUGUCAGGAGCAGCUCCUCUAGCUAAACAUGUGGAAGGUUUCCUGCGGGUGGUUACUUGUGCUCAUAUCAUGCAAGGAUAUGGUCUGACUGAAACCUGUGCGGGAUCCUUUGUCUCAUUACCAAACGAAAUAGACAUGAUGGGUACCGUGGGUCCUCCUGUACCAUAUGUGGAUGCGUGCCUUGAAUCUGUUCCUGAAAUGGGAUAUGAUGCACUUGCUAGCACGCCAAGAGGAGAAAUAUGUAUCAGGGCAAAUACCGUGUUUUCCGGAUACUACAAACGUGAAGAUCUCACCAAAGAGGUUUUGGUCGAUGGAUGGUUCCAUACAGGGGAUAUUGGAGAGUGGCAACCUAAUGGGAGCAUGAAAAUUAUCGAUCGGAAGAAGAAUAUAUUUAAGCUUUCACAAGGAGAAUAUGUUGCUGUUGAGAACCUGGAGAGUAUUUAUGAUCAUGUUUCUGCUAUUGAAUCAAUAUGGAUCUAUGGAAACAGUUUCGAGUCCUUCCUUGUUGCUGUUGUUACCCCCAAGAAGGAAUCACUUGAGGUUUGGGCAGAAGAAAAUGGAAUAACCGGGGACUUCAAUUCUCUCUGUGAAGACUCUAAGGCAAAAAGUUACAUUCUUGGAGAACUCACAAAGAUUGCGAAAGAAAAGAAGUUGAAAGGUUUUGAGUUUAUAAAAGCUGUUCAUCUUGAACCAGUUCCAUUUGACUUGGAACGUGACCUUAUGACUCCAACAUUUAAGAAGAAGAGACCCCAGUUGCUUAAAUACUACCAGAAUACCAUUGACAACAUGUACAAGACAGUAAACAAUUCUAGUGCCUGA